Molecule: messenger RNA, 1374 nt
Organism: Phaeoacremonium minimum UCRPA7
Lineage: Eukaryota; Fungi; Ascomycota; Sordariomycetes; Togniniales; Togniniaceae
Product: putative hexose carrier protein
Exons: 5
Coding region: 1-1374 (457 amino acids)
Biological process (GO): carbohydrate transport; transmembrane transport
Cellular component (GO): membrane
Molecular function (GO): carbohydrate:proton symporter activity
Source: RefSeq, a predicted model, not a curated record
AUGCUAAACGGCAAUACCCUUACCGUCAUAUCAGCGGCCUUCUUGGCCGUCGGUGGAUUCCUUUUUGGCUACGAUUCUGGAAUCAUAAGCUCGACGAUCGCCCUCGCCACCUUCAAGGAUUACUUUGGCAACCCUAGCGAUGAUAUCACGGGCGGCAUCGUGAGCUCCUUCCAGGGCGGUGCUGUGCUUGGGACUAUCAUCAACAUGAUAUUCGCCGACAUGCUUGGUCGUAAGAAAACCAUCUUCUCUGGAGCCGUCGUCUCGGCCUUGGGUUCUGCCUUGCAGUCUGGUGCUACAUCUAUGGCAAUGCUUAUAGUUGGCCGCUUCAUUGGCGGCGUAGCAGUCGUUGCACAGUGGGUUGGCUAUGGCUGCUCCUUCUCCGGCACAUCUUUCUCUUGGCGGUUUCCUCUCGCUGUUCAAUGCAUCCCUGCUCUUAUACUCAUCGGAGGUAUUUGGUUCCUUCAAGAGUCACCACGAUGGCUCAUGGAGAAGGACAAGCACCAGGAAGCCCGUGCCGUUCUCGAGAAGCUCAGGAAUGGACAGAACACGUCCCGCAUCAAUCUCGAGUUCAUUGAGAUUCGAGACGUCAUCGCCGCAGAUCGAGAAAUUGCCCAGGUAUCCGCAUGGUCUAUCCUUACGAGACCGACAUUGAGGAAGCGGUUGUUGCUUGGAUGUGGGGUGCAAGCAUUUGGUCCCCUAUCUGGCAUCAAUGUCAUCAACUACUACGGACCACGCAUCUACAGCAUCCUAGGCAUCAGCACACAGACAUCUUUGAUGAUCAUCGGCAUCAGUGGUGCUCUUUCUAUUGUGUACUGCAGCAUUGGUCUCUGGGUGCUUGACAAGGUCGGCCGUGUCAAGCCCCUGAUGGUCUCGGCAGCCGGUCUCGCCGCUGCUCUGUUGGUUAAUGCUGUUCAGGCACAGUACCUCAACCCGAACAAUCCUGAUCAGCUCCGCUCCAUGGUCGCCAUGAACUUCGUCUUCAGCUUGUUCUACACACCCCUCGGUAUCAUCUCAUGGGUGUACCCAGCCGAGAUCUUCCCCGUGGAGGUCCGCGCUCUAGGAAACGCUAUCACCACCUUCACGAACUGGGUAGUGAACCUCGUGUUUGCUCAGUUCUCCCCCGCAGCUUUGACCAAGAUCGGCUUUGCUUACUUCUAUGUAUUCUUCGCUUUCAACAUCAUCGCUUUCCUCUGUUACUGGUUCUUCUUCCCCGAGACUAAGGGUCGCACAUUGGAACAGAUGGAUGUGCUCUUCGGAGAUCAGCUAGUCGCUCACGCACUUGAGGAUCCCGAGGGAGCGAUGGCAUCACAUAAACAAGCAGAGACGGCAGCACACGUUGAGGAGCAACACAAAGACGGCGAGAAAAUCGUUUGA